Molecule: messenger RNA, 2803 nt
Organism: Cuscuta epithymum
Lineage: Eukaryota; Viridiplantae; Streptophyta; Magnoliopsida; Solanales; Convolvulaceae
Source: the annotation of a GenBank genome assembly
CAAGAAUUAUUUUUUCCCAAUCAGUAUAAAAGCAUAUAUCCCCUUCAUCACACCAACCCCAGAAACAUACAUCAUCCAUGGCACCCCCCACUUUAUCUUUCCAGCCAUGCUCUGUUUUACUCUGUUUCCAUUUCCUUCUCAUUUUCACUAUCUGUCCUGUUCUAUUGGAUUUCAAUAAAAAUCCUCUGGUUUCAGCUCAGAACAAUUCACCGCCGUACGCCUGCGACGAAAACUCUGCUCCGGUGAAGGAAGGCCGGCCAUUCUGCAACAAGGAUUUAGAUGUCCAGACGAGGGUGAAGGAUUUGGUGGGCAGUCUGACAUUGUCGGAGAAGAUAACGUUUCUGGGGAACAAAGGCGUCGGCGUUGCAAGGCUGGGGAUUCCGGCGUAUGAGUGGUGGUCGGAGGCGCUGCACGGCGUGUCGUACAUUGGUCCGGGGGUUAAGUUCAGUAGUUUGGUCCCCGGCGCCACCAGCUUCCCGGCGCCCAUUCUCACCGCCGCUUCUUUCAAUAGAGAUUUAUUUAGAAGAAUUGGUCAGGUGGUAUCCACGGAGGCGCGAGCAAUGUACAAUGUUGGGUUGGCGGGGCUGACGUUUUGGUCUCCAAAUGUGAACAUUUUCCGAGACCCUAGGUGGGGAAGAGGCCAGGAAACUCCCGGGGAAGAUCCUUCCCUCUCCGGCACCUUCGGAGUACAAUAUGUUAAAGGCCUCCAGGAGUGGGACGGCGGCAACGAUAAAGAGGAUAAGCUCAAAGUUGCAGCUUGCUGCAAACAUUAUACUGCUUAUGAUGUCGAUAACUGGAAGGGCACCGAGAGAUACAAUUUCAAUGCAGUGGUAACAGAGCAAGAUAUGGAUGACACAUUCCAGCCUCCAUUCGAGGCUUGUGUAGUUGAAGGAAAUGUUGCAAGUGUGAUGUGUUCUUACAACCAGGUCGAUGGCGUACCGACCUGUGGUGACCCUAAACUUCUAAAAGGGACCAUCAGGGAUGCUUGGCAUUUGAAUGGAUACAUUGUUACAGAUUGUGACUCAUUUGAUGUGAUUUACAAAAAUCAGCAUUACAAUAAUAAAACACAAGAAGAAAUUGCGGCUCUAGGAUUGAAUGCAGGAGUGGACCUUAACUGUGGAAAUUUUUUGGGCACGUACACGCAAGGGGCAAUAAACAAAGGCUUUGUAAAGGAAUCUGAAAUUGAUAGGGCUCUAACAAACAAUUUUGCCACUCUAAUGAGACUAGGAUUCUUUGAUGGCAAUCCUAAAAACCAAAAAUAUGGAAAAGACCUUGGUCCUAAGGAUGUAUGCACUCAAGAAAACCAAGAACUUGCGCGGGAAGCAGCAAGGCAAGGCAUUGUGUUGCUGAAAAACAGUGACCAAUCACUGCCUUUAAAAACAACUGCUAUAAAGUCCUUGGCUGUAAUUGGCCCCAAUGCCAUGGCAACCAAAACCAUGAUUAGCAAUUAUGAAGGGACUCCAUGUAAGUACACAAGUCCUUUACAAGGCCUAACAGCAGCCUAUAAAAAUAUUGUUUACUCUACGGGUUGCAGCGAUGCAGCAUGUGUCACACCCCAGAUUGAGGAAGCCCAGAAAGCUGCAACCGGUGCUGAUGCAGUGGUUCUUGUAAUGGGUUCAGAUCAAACCAUUGAGAGAGAAUCUCUUGAUAGAAUUAACAUCACUCUUCCUGGACAGCAGUCAACUUUAGUGUCUGAGGUUGCUAAGGUUGCCAAGGGCCCAGUAAUCCUAGUUAUAAUGUCUGGAGGUGGCAUGGAUGUCAAGUUUGCAGUCGAUGACCCCAAAGUAACAAGCAUCCUUUGGGUGGGAUUCCCUGGUGAGGCUGGUGGAUUAGCCAUUGCAGAUGUGAUUUCUGGUGCACACUGUCCAGGUGGCAAGCUACCAAUGACAUGGUACCCACAAUCAUAUGCAAACAAAGUGAGCAUGUUAGACAUGAGAAUGAGAGCAGAUGAAAGUUCCGGCUACCCGGGCAGGACUUACCGGUUCUAUAAGGGUGAGAAGGUUUUUGAAUAUGGAUACGGGUUGUCUUACACCAGCUUCACCCACAGCAUGGUCCAAAGUGUACCAGAGUCAGUCUCACUUCUCUUAUCGGAAGACCAUGCUUGUCGUACCUCAGAAUGCAAGUCAGUCAGGGCUGCAGAAAAUAUAUGUAAGAAUUCACAAUUCGAUAUUCAUCUUAAGGUCAAGAACUCAGGACAAAUGAAGGGAAGCCACACUAUUAUGUUAUUCUCCAAGUCUCCCCAGGUUCACAAUGCACCUGUCAAACAACUGUUGGUAUUCGAGAAGGUGCAUUUGGGAGCAAAUGAAGAAGAGGUUGUGAGGUUCAGUGUGGAUGUUUGCAAGCAUUUGAGUGUCGUUGAUGAGAUCGGGACACGGAGAAUUCCUCUCGGACAUCAUUUGCUUCUUGUUGGAGAUUUGGAACAUUCUUUGAUGGUCACCAUUUGAAUCCAAGCCAUUGUUUUUCCUUCAAAGAAAAACUUAAAUACUUCUCAACAAUUGUAACAAAGUUGCAUGUUCUUACUCAAAGUGAUGAGAAUGUGCAGGCCUGAAAGUUGUAUUUAUUCACAACUGAUUUGAUGUUAUUGAAAGUGUUAUUUCUGCACAAGUUAAAAUCAUUUUCAUCUAAUAUUGGGAAGGCCAAUCACUAUAUGUAACCAUACGCCCUUAGAGAUACAAUGUACAUUUUAAUUGUCAUCUACUCCAUAAUAAAGAUGUAAUUAUGUUUGUUAAGCAGUUAAUAAACCCAUGGUCAGUAAUGUUUAACUGACAGUUAAAAGAAGUUGAGCUUGAAUUGGAAAGACUAA